Rattus norvegicus (Norway rat) is the source of this 2335-nucleotide messenger RNA. NCBI's taxonomy places the organism in Eukaryota, Metazoa, Chordata, Mammalia, Rodentia, Muridae. The record is from RefSeq and is a predicted model, not a curated record.
UAGUACCGGAAGUAGCCUUGUGAGCAGCUUCUCUUCCGGGUAGACAAUAGCUGGAACUUUCUCCUGUGUAGUCAGCCGCCAGCCCCCGGGGACCAUGGAGGCCGCGCGACCGGCAGGGACAUUCGUGGUGGUGGGAGGCGGCAUCGCUGGCGUCACGUGUGCCGAGCAGCUGGCUAUUAAUUUCCCCGCAGAAGACAUUCUCCUGGUCACAGCCUCUCCUGUUAUCAAAGCAGUUACAAACUUCAAACAGGUGUCUAAAGUACUGGAAGAAUUUGAUGUUGAAGAACAGCCAAGCACCAUGCUGGAAAAUCGCUUUCCCAACAUUAAGGUCAUAGAAUCUGGAGUAAAGCAGCUGAAGAGUGACAAGCACUGCAUCUUCACAGAAGAUGGCCGUGAGUAUGUGUAUAAGAAACUCUGCCUGUGUGCUGGAGCUAAGCCAAAGUUAAUCUGCGAGGGAAAUCCCUAUGUACUGGGGAUCCGUGAUACAGACAGUGCUCAGGAAUUUCAGAAACAGCUUACAAAAGCCAGGAGAAUAAUGAUUGUCGGGAAUGGUGGCAUUGCUCUGGAGCUGGCGUAUGAAGUCGAAGGCUGUGAAGUGAUUUGGGCCAUAAAGGAUAAAGCCAUUGGAAAUACAUUCUUUGAUGCGGGCGCAGCAGAGUUUUUGACUUCCAGGCUCCUGUCUGAAAAAUCGGAGGCUAAACUUGCACACAAAAGAACGAUCUACACAGUCGAAGAAGCAAAAAAGGAAACCAGUACCAAAUCUAAAGCCGAUUAUGUGGGCAGUGCCCUUGGACCAGACUGGCAUGGAGGCUUGGCUUUGAAAGGAACAGAGGAGUUUUCUCACAGUAUUCACAUUGAAACCAAAUGUGAAGUAAAGAAAAUCUACCUUCAAGAGGAGUUUAAGAUUAUGAAGAAAAAAUCCUUGGCUUUUCCAAAGGAUCACCAUAAGUCAGUUACAGUUGAUAAAGAAAUGUGGCCUGUGUAUGUGGAACUGACGAACGGCAGCAUAUACGGCUGUGAUUUCCUUGUCAGCGCUACAGGAGUCACCCCAAAUGUGCAGCCGUUUCUCCAUGGAAACGAUUUUGACCUAGGAGAAGAUGGCGGCCUGAGAGUAGAUGAGCAGAUGCGCACGUCACUUCCUGAUAUCUAUGCUGCUGGAGACAUCUGUACUGCAUGCUGGCCGCCAAGCCCAGUCUGGCAGCAGAUGAGACUGUGGACGCAGGCACGGCAGAUGGGGUGCUAUGCAGCCAAGUGCAUGGCUGCAGCUACUAUGGGGCAUCCUAUUGACAUGGACUUCAGCUUUGAACUGUUUGCUCAUGUCACUAAAUUUUUUAACUAUAAGUGGAAGAAACAGACACAGAAGACAAAUGGGCUGUGUACUUGAGAUACUGCUGCAGGAGAGCAUGUACGAUGAUUUUCUCCAGGUCUUCUCGGGGAAGGGCUGGGACAGCAACGCCAGCCACUCUGAACUUGGCUGCUCCCUUUCCCAUCCAAGCAUCAAUCAGCUUCAGUGGGGUGAGCUUUUCAUUCAGUCCUUCUGCCUGCUUCAGAAUCUUGAUCAGGGCUUGGCAGUGCUCGGUUAUAUUCUUUUUCUCAAACGCUGCAAGGACAGACAUGGUGGGCAACUGGGAUCUAAAGAUGAGGGCAGGAAGCCACCUCUGCUUUAACUGGCUCAGUAAGCACGACAGGCCCCUUACACAUAUUUUUUUUUUUUAAAUGUGCUCAGAAUUAAGACCAGGGUGUUGUUCCUCAAGGCUCUAUCACCAGAUCAAAUUCUGUCCCUAAAACACAUGUAAGGAUCGGGGUGAUGUAAAGAAAAUGACCUGACUAUCAAAGACCAAAGUGUGCCCUGGUAACAAGUGUCUGUCAGCUGUCACUGGAAGGUGAGCACUGCAGAACCAAGUGCUCUUCCCUUUCUUACCUCAUUCUGAUCAUCAUUCAUUCAUACUGUGAGAGCCAGGCUGGGCUCCUAGAGAACAUCCUAAGUCCAAGGCCCCAAGUACUGGGCUUAGCAUCCUGACUUACAUGCUGGACCCAUGUCAGUGUGGUCUCUGUAAGACAGCCUUCUGAACUAGUAAAUGAGCAUCUGCAGCCGUCAAGUUAGUGCAGAGACCAUCCACUGAACCAUCGGAACCGUGGUCAGUCCAGCUUCUCAAGAACACAGCACAAAACACGGAACCCUGUACUGUGAGAAGCCACUGACCAAGACAGACUGUGAAAUACUAAGGAUUGUCUUUCCUUAUGUAACAGUAUUUCUAUUUAGAGGAACUCUAACAUUUCUUUAAAAAUGUGCUGCCUCCAGGAUAGCAAUAUAAAAUGUGUCAUACACAUUUGA